Molecule: messenger RNA, 984 nt
Organism: Tremella mesenterica DSM 1558
Lineage: Eukaryota; Fungi; Basidiomycota; Tremellomycetes; Tremellales; Tremellaceae
Exons: 2
Coding region: 1-984 (327 amino acids)
Molecular function (GO): protein binding
Source: RefSeq, a predicted model, not a curated record
AUGUCUCUUCAUUUACAUCUUUUCACUUCUACUUCAAUCCAUAAUGGGAAUUUAGCUUUAGCGUUGGGAUAUGAAGAUGGGAGAAUCGAAGUUUGGUAUUGUUCUAAUCCUGAUCCUAAAGAACGAUGGGAUGUCAUGGCCAUGGUAGUCGAUCAAAACUUUGAAAAAGCAUUCACAGUUUCUGCGGAUCAUUUAUUGGUAAAAUACCAUCUUCUAAUCCCUCCUCAUCUCGCCCAAGCGACUCCUCUCGACGAAGACACGGACCCACGUCCCAAGCUCAUGAAGCAAGUCAAAAAUACAAUUCCGAACCAAAUAAAUAAACCUAUCAACACCCCUUUUAAUCUAAUCAACGAAAGCCCAGACAAACCUCCAAUUCCCAAUAACGAAACCCCAUCCAUACCCCGAACCCCUCUCAAUGAAAACUCACGCACACCCCUAAGUCCUAUCAACGAAAACCCAAAAACACCCCUCAUAAAAAAACACUCAACGGGUCAAAUCGGUAAUUCAUCACUCUCCAUCUCACCCCAAGGUUCAGUGAUAGCCGUAGGAGGAUGGGACGGUAAGAUAAGGUUAUAUUCAACAUCUACUUUCAAACCAUUAGGUAUAUUGAAUUAUCAUAGAGGUACUGUGAAUGUAUUAGCUUUUGCUAAUCCACCUUCUCCACCCCUACCUUCUCCUCAUUUGUUACUUGAUAAUGUAUCGACGGUCCUUCUCCCUGAUACAGAAAGUAACCAAGUUGGAACUGAAAAGUCUAUCAACAACAUCGAGGUUAAAGGUUUGGACAAAGGUAUCAAUUUAACGGGAGGAAUAGAUGUUGGAUUAAAAGAAAAAGAGUUGGAUGAUAAAACUAUAGAUAUGAAUAUGGAAGAAGAAAGUGAUGAUGAAUUAGACCAAGUCGGACUUAGAUAUCGUUGGUUUGUUAGUGGUGGUAAAGAUCAUAGAGUCGCUUUAUGGAGUUUAAUGGAUUUUCAUCAUUUAUCAUGA